Triplophysa rosa is the source of this 3129-nucleotide messenger RNA. It is a transcript of the gene ccnt2b, whose product is annotated as cyclin T2b. The transcript is spliced from 9 exons. Bases 16 to 1773 code for a protein of 585 amino acids. The record is from RefSeq and is a predicted model, not a curated record. Gene Ontology annotation, molecular function: cyclin-dependent protein serine/threonine kinase activator activity. Gene Ontology annotation, cellular component: cyclin/CDK positive transcription elongation factor complex; nucleus. NCBI's taxonomy places the organism in Eukaryota, Metazoa, Chordata, Actinopteri, Cypriniformes, Nemacheilidae. Gene Ontology annotation, biological process: positive regulation of DNA-templated transcription, elongation; regulation of transcription by RNA polymerase II.
UGCAGUACCGCCUCCAUGCAGCAGGAGUCGCCGCAGCGCUCGGCGUCACAGUGUGACAUUAUGAUGAUGUUCAGCGCGGUGCGGGCGGAAGCGGGUGGGAUGAUGGCGGCGGUGCAGCGGGUCGGUAGUAAAUGGCUCUUCACCCGAGAACAGUUCGAAAACACGCCAUCCCGCCGCUGCGGAGUCGAGCCCGACCGGGAGCUCUCGUACCGACAGCAAGCCGCCAACCUCGUCCAGGACAUGGGACAGAGAUUAAACGUGUCCCAGCUUACAAUCAACACGGCGAUCGUCUAUAUGCACAGAUUUUACAUGCUUAAUUCCUUUACAAAAUUCCAUAGAAAUGUUAUCUCUCCCACUACACUGUUUUUGGCUGCUAAAGUGGAGGAGCAGCCGAGGAAACUUGAACAUGUCAUUAAAGUAGUGCACGCGUGUCUGAACCCUAAUGACCCUCCACUGGAUACUAAGAGCAAUGCGUACCUCCAGCAAGCCCAAGAGUUGGUGCUGUUGGAGACCAUAGUCCUGCAGACGCUCGGAUUUGAAAUAACGAUAGAGCAUCCACACACAGAUGUGGUGAGAUGUUCCCAGCUAGUGCGAGCGAGCAAGGACUUGGCCCAGACAUCCUAUUUCAUGGCUACCAACAGUCUUCACCUGACCACCUUCUGCCUGCAACACAAACCCACAGUGGUGGCCUGUGUCUGCAUUCACCUGGCGUGCAAAUGGUCCAACUGGGAGAUUCCGGUCUCUUCAGAUGAAAAACAUUGGUGGGAAUAUGUGGACCGGACCGUGACUCUACAGCUGCUUGAUGACCUGACAAACGAGUUUCUUCAGAUCCUGGAAAAGACGCCAAGCAAACUUAAAAGGAUUCGUAACUGGCGGGCCAAUCAAGCUGCCAAGAAGCCAAAACUUGACAACCAAUCAAUGGACGGUUCCUUUCAGGUGCCUUCUCUGAACCAGGAUAGCUCAUUGAUGGCGAGUUUGUGCGACCUCGGAGCUGGUGUGUAUUCUGAACCGUCCACCUCCUUCCCAUUGGACACGGGAUUGAUGACUCUCAACGGCCUGUCGACCCUGCAGAGUUCCUCUUUUAGCUUUCCCGCACCGAUCGCCCAGAGCACUGACGCUUACUUGGCGCUCCAGGGGGCGCCGGUGAGCAAACACGGACAUGGCGCGGCACCCCUCGGCCCGCAGAAACUCACUCUAGAGAAAUACAGAGAAAAGCACGCGGCGGAAUUGGAACAGAAACGGCGACAUGAAGACGAGGGCGAACCGCAUCGGAAACACGGCCAUUUGUCGUCCGAUGCCUCGUCGUCCAGGGUUAAGUAUUCUCAAGUACAAGAGCGACCGUCGAAGAGCGGGUCACUCAAGCGGCGUCACCCUGACUCGGCAGAAAACGGUUUGGCCAGUCAGGAGGAGCUGAAGAUGAAGAUCAAGGUUUCGUCCGAAAGCAGCAAGGGUCGACACAGUCCGCGCUCCGGCCGCGAGAAACAUCGCGAGCAUUCCUUGCACAAAUCGCGAAGCGACUCGUCACACGGUAGCCACCACCACCAUCACCACCACCACCAUUCAUCCAAAACUCACAGAUCUUCCAAGAGCCACUCCUCUUCUGCGCCUGUCAAUCAAGCGCUAGGCCACGCCCACUUGACGAAGAUUGACAGGAGGCCAGGUGAGGGGCAGAGUUCCGAGGGCAAUGCUGCUUUAAUUAAUAACGGUCCACACAUGGAUUACGAAGACACUUUUAAUAUGCUCGAUUCCCUAUUAAAUGCACACAACUUCUAAUCAUGCGAAGAAAUCAAACGUGUUACCUAAAACCUCAAACGUGCGAUUUUUCUUAGCUCAUUUUAUGCAAGAAUCACUUGUCUGUUGUGUCAUAGUCCCUUUUUGAGUUGAUCAUGUUUAUAGGUGAAUUUAAAAACGAAAAAAACAAAGUGAAGGUUGUGUUAAGUACAAUAGAGUGUAUUUACGAUUUUAUUGCUUUUAAUCAGAUGUAGAGCUGAUUGUGAAACGCCUCCAGCGAUUCGAAUCUGUUUUAGACGGUAAGUCGCAAUGUGAAGUGAAAAUGUACAUGUUCGUUUUUUAUGCUUGAUUCGCUUUUUUUCCGUUAAUCAAAGGGAUGAAAAAAGAAACGUGUGACUGUUUACAAAAGGAAAGUGCGGAUAUCUGUUCACUAUUAUUUGUAUCGCUAUAUCUAUGUCUGAAUAUAUUUCAUGAAUGCUCAGGUUUGGAGGUCCUUAGAAGUGAAGAAAAAAAAACGUUAGUCAAAUAACGCAAAAACUUUAAAGAUUAUUGCAGAAAUGUCAUGUUUAUCGUAACACGAAUUGCCUGUACACGGAUUCCACUACGCCACUCUAAUUGUAUAUUUAACAUACUGAAGUGAUAUAUUUUAUGUUGUUAUCAUCAUAUAGAAAGCUGAACUGAUGACCUCAACGUGCGCAGGGUCAUUUUGCGUAGUAUCUGUUUUGUCUUUUUAAAUUUUUAUUGUCGCUUUAUUGACCCUUUAAAGUAGUGGUUUUGUGGAAUCUGUUUCCGACAAGAAUGCAUUGUGAAUUUUUGUUCAUUGUGUACCAGAUUUGAACGGUCCCAGUCUCCUCAGCUGAUCUGAUCUGUUCAUCGUGGUGUACGUCGAGCCUUAACUGUACGAUUGAGAUUUUAGCGGGUUGUGUAUCUGUUCUGUGUCCUCUGAUCUGCAAUGGGGAAAUCGGUCCCUGCUGUAUCAGUAUUUGACUUGUUUAUUAUUUUUGUUCCCGUCUCCUUUAUUGACUGGAAUGAAUUAACAGCCAAUUUCUUGUUCCUUAAGAGUUCGGGGACCAUUUUAAGGGUUUGGGUCGAGCUAGAGAGGAGGAUGAAUUCUGGCAGAACACUUUAGAUGUGGGCUAGACUCCGUGAACUUUUGGUCUCCCACUUGAAAUGUUUUGUUGUGCUGUUAUAACCUCCAGAUACCAAAGGUCGUGCCUAAGUGUUUGCGUUCUCACCCUUGGAGCUGUAUGAAAUUGGCCAUUCUUUCUGUUUUUAAGAUUUUAUUUGGAAUGCCACAGUUCUUUAUAGUAUUAGAUCCGAGUCUGUAUGGAUGAGAUGUUGGAUUGUCUAAUAAACAUCCAAGAAAAUUGCUUAUCUAAAUGGUUUGUUUGAAUUUCA